Lasiosphaeria miniovina is the source of this 828-nucleotide messenger RNA. RefSeq lists its product as uncharacterized. NCBI's taxonomy places the organism in Eukaryota, Fungi, Ascomycota, Sordariomycetes, Sordariales, Lasiosphaeriaceae. The transcript has 2 exons. Bases 1 to 828 code for a protein of 275 amino acids. The record is from RefSeq and is a predicted model, not a curated record.
AUGCCGUCGAAUCUGGGAAAAUCCACGGCUGCCGAGCUCGCCGCGAAAAUCCGCACUUCUACUCACCAGAGCAAGGUGCCAAAAGCACGCUUUGAGCUUCCCGACCCCGAAAUUCCCUGGUACAUGCGAGAGCUGAAGGAAGUGGCCCCUUGGUACCAGCGAGAGCGCCAGAGCGGUCCUAGCAACGCCCUGCAGCUGUUUUCGUCUAUCCCCGGGAAGCCGUCUUCCGUCUGCUGGCCAGUACCGUCUGCCGCGGGCUCCACCUUCAGCGAUGGCAAACCGCAGCGUGGCCGCCCCGGCCUCUCAUCGUCUCCGACGCCUGUCGCGUCGGCUGCGCGCGUUGUGACUCCUGUACCUGUCCCCAUCAUUCCCGCUGCAGCUUUCGCUACCACCAGCAAAGAAGCAAACAGAGAGAAGGACAAGAAAAAAAGAAAAAAGGAGCACAGAGCGCAGCGCGGCAGCGCACGCGGUUCAUUCCCGUCGCCUGUUGCCGCAGCAACUGCUGUACGCACCGUCACGGCUGUCCCCGUCCCUGUCAUUCCCACCACUGUUGCUGCGGCGACUACCGGAAAGGGAGCAGUUCAAAGAGAAAAGAACGAGAAGAAGAGAAAGAGAGGCGACGGUGAUGGCGGCAGAAACAACAAUAACGGCAACGACAAUGCCGACGACGCCCUCGUGCGGGUCAUCCUGCCAGCACAAUCAAUGGCAGUAGCAAACAGAAACGGAAAGGGCAAGGGCAAAGGCAAAGGCAAAGCCUCAGGACUCGUUCCCUCUUCUUCCAUCGGAUCUUCACAGCAGCAGCAGCAGAAAAACGUCGGCGCGGGAUAG